Paramacrobiotus metropolitanus is the source of this 1176-nucleotide messenger RNA. RefSeq lists its product as uncharacterized. The record is from RefSeq and is a predicted model, not a curated record. The transcript is spliced from 5 exons. NCBI's taxonomy places the organism in Eukaryota, Metazoa, Tardigrada, Eutardigrada, Parachela, Macrobiotidae. The coding region runs from base 404 to 925 and encodes 173 amino acids.
GGCUGAGUCUCAAUACACCUGUGAAAAUUUCGUUAGGCUUUAGCGUUUAUACUGUAUCAGUACGUUUAAGAAUUUAACGAGGUUACUGCAUAAUUAUCCGGCAUACCACACCUGCAAUGUUCCUUUUUGCUGUGGCAUUUGGAAAUACCACCCUGUAUACUGCAUUUACCUGUAUACAAAACUGAUCAUGUGUUAUUCUGUGACGGUGUAACCGUAGCCAACCGCGCAGCUGAAGCUCCCAAUAAACUAAUACCAAGCUACAAACCCGGAAUAUGAAUUUGUUAUGAUCACGGAGUUAAAAACGAAAUGUUUACUUCGAAGUGGAAACAACUGCACUUGACGGACAAUAUUGCGAGCUGCAGCAAUUAUUCAGUUGCAACAGUUGCCUGAAAUUUGCAAAAAAAUGGCUCGUUUUGCGAUUACGAUUGGGAUCGUAUGUUUGCUUUUAGCCGGCCAUGCUUCGGCUGAUAUUCUGGGUACCAUUUCUGGCUGGCUCUUCGGCAGCGGCAACAAGUCCGCUCCUCCAACAACAACAACAACGACCGCGUCCAGUGGCGGUGAUGUGCAGCGUGUCACCGUAAAGGACGGUGAGUCGUACACCAUGCGAUGCAUUGACCCCAACGCCACGCCCGAACCCGAAACCCGUCGACGUCGAGCGGCAGAACGCGAAAUGGUCUACGGUAUCGUCCUGCAGGAAGCCAAGUACCAUGGCAGCGGCAGCGGUUCCUGCCGCGAAUCAUCCAUUGUAAAAAACCUGAAAACGAAAUACUGCAUUGAUGCCCGCCAACAAGUAUGCGAAGUGGACGCGCAUGAUCCCGUUGAGGAGUGCGGUAAUCGGCCGCUGACACUGGUCUUCACCUGCGGAAUGACGCCGAAAGUUAAAGGCAAACGUGGUAUGAUCGUCAACAACAUGCUGGAUGAUUAAUUUUGCCAGUGUUAGUUAACCUAAAUUUGGGCUACCUCAUUUUGUUAUUUUACCGCUGUAAGAAUCAGCGUUGAGUGGCUUAUACAUACGAGUACCAUGCUUCUGCAAUUAUUAACCGUCAUGCUAACCGUUUCUCAAAACUGGAUAGUCAUUAUUCACCUUUCGUAGUGGUUUAUAGUGAAAGCUGUCAUCAGUACGUAAGUUUGAAUUGUUUGUCGUAUUAAUUAUAUAUAAACUGAUCGUCUUUGUUG